UAUUUCUUUUACCGCAGAAGGUUGAUUCGGAAUAAGUUCAGUUUCCGAAACUGGCUGUUUGAUGGUGUUCUCGCGGAUAUUUAUUGAAUUCUGCACAGUGAAUUUUCGAGGAUUUCGGCGGUGGCUAAAAUUAGCAGAAUUUUAGAAAUUCCAGUGUGUGCUCUGGAGCGGUAGCAUGCACAUCGGCCGGAAAUCCGGAGGAAAGAUACCCCGUGUGUUUGGAGGGUGCGAUUCCCUGAGCCUGUUGUCUUCCUUCGCUGACGGGUUUCAGUUUAUCCGCAAGCAAAAAUGGCUUCCAGAGAACGACCCGUUGACUUGUCUGUACCCGGAAAAAUGGGUCGUGGGGGAAAGGCAAGAUCUUUACCGCAAAGCGGACUUGCAUAGGCUCGUCUUCACCUUCCGUCGUGGAACUUGGAAAAAAUUGUUCUUCAAACUUUACUGCACGGACGUGGACGCCCAUGUAACCCAAGUUGUGGAUGCCACUCAAGAUAAUUCCGAUCCCAUCCAGCUGAAUGUUGAGUGUUCGUGGACGAUCUUUGCAAAGCAUCCUGAAAGUUGCGAAGUGCUCAAACUUGCUUAUGCCACUGAUAAUAAUUUUUCGAACACUGUCACCUUCCCAAGACCGCGGACUGGAACCAGGAUUGGAAUUCUUGUUGGAUUUGGGGCUAGUGGACUGCUGUCGUUGGUACUCCUGAUUCUCUUUGUCAAAAUGCAUAGAAAAAAGCAAGGGAUGGUACUUUGGGUAACAAAUGUGACGUGGGCAGAGCAUUUCCAGUUAUUUGAAGAUUUAUUCAAACGCAUAAAUGAUUUGAGUGUCUUUGAAAACAAGAAUUUGCUGGAGUUGAUGAAAAAGACAUCACAGAAUCUUGAGAUGGAAUUACGCAAGUGCCGAGCAGUUGUCCUAGUGGUAGGACCGCGACAUUUCCCAGAAUUGGAGGACUGGUGGAAAGAAGCAUAUCCUCAAGUACUGAGAUAUUUGGUGCUGGAGAAGUAUGCCAAGAAGCUCGUCAUAGUAAAACCGUCGUAUUUUGAAGAACAGAUACAGAUGCGAGGAAGACACACUGUGAUUUACAAUGGAAAGAAUUUGGAAGAUGUAGCCGAAGCAAUUGUUGGAGAAGACUUUGCUUUACUUGAGAUGAUUGGUGCUCGGUCUUAUUCUACGCUUUGGGUCGCCCAAAAAACUUCUGCUUUUGUGAAAGCCGAAAUCCGCGUUUUGAAGUACAAAGCAAAGUUUGAUGCGUCACAACUACAGCUGGUGCACCAGCAAGAUGAUUACUGAUCUGAGGUGCCACCGCCGGAUGUGCGUUCCGUUUGACCUCGAGCCCUGUGUCUGACUUACGCUGUUAUCGAGGAGAGAGUGCACCCCCGGGUUGCGAGUGAGGUGCCUUUUAACUAUGUCGGCGUCGGCUUGCGUGUGUUCCGGCGGAAAGCGGGUGAGCGUUGAUGGAAGUCGGAGGGUGAGGCCAGACGGGAGUGCCUUUCUGGAUGACGCAUGCGCUAUUAUCUGUGAAAAUGUCUGCUGUCGUCUCUAUUUUCGGUGAGAAAAGAGUGCGAGGUUUGCCGGAUUCUGAGGCAUCGUUCGUAAGAAAAUUUCGGUGCCUCCCACGUCGUGGAGAUCGAGUCGGUGAACGGCCAGCGCGUGUAUUGAAUCGAAUUGUUCGUCGUGAAUGUGAGCGUUGAUUCCUGUGAUCAAUGAGUGAAUCCUCAUGCAGCCAACCGUGAGAAGUGGUUUUGAUCGCUUCCGUUGAAUAUUCGCGCUUGAUGGAAGAAACGUUUCAUUUUUACCGUGAUA
This is a messenger RNA of Notodromas monacha, 1792 nucleotides long. The record is from the annotation of a GenBank genome assembly. NCBI's taxonomy places the organism in Eukaryota, Metazoa, Arthropoda, Ostracoda, Podocopida, Cyprididae.